AUGAAGGUUCAGUAUGGUUAUCCAUGCUUGUCACAGCAGCAGGCAUACGAGUGGAGUAGGAAAUUCAGAAAUAGUGUGACAUCUGUGGCAGAUGCUUCUCGCCCGGGUCAGGCAUACAGAGUUGUGACCCCUGAGUCUAUUGCAGCAGUUGAAGCCCUAUUUCACAAAGUGUCUGCAAGGUGGGGGCCACAGCAGCUGACUCCAGAAUUCAAACGACGUGUUCACAUGUGUGAAGAACUUCUGCAGUGCCUUGAAGCAGAAGUCAGAUCAAAGCGAUGUGGACUUUUGACUAGAGGUGUCCUUUUGCAACAUGACAAUGCUCAGUCCCAUACUACCCGUGCAACAGUUGCAGCAGUCCAAGACUUGCACUUUGAGUGUCUUCCACAUCUGCCAUACUCACCAGACCUAACCCCAAGUGAUUACCACAUGUUUGGGCCACUCAAAGAGGUGAUGGGAGGAAAGAGGUUCCGUUCUGAUGAAGAGGUACAGCAGGCAGUGCAUGAGUGA
Cryptotermes secundus is the source of this 507-nucleotide messenger RNA. RefSeq lists its product as uncharacterized. NCBI's taxonomy places the organism in Eukaryota, Metazoa, Arthropoda, Insecta, Blattodea, Kalotermitidae. The record is from RefSeq and is a predicted model, not a curated record. The coding region runs from base 1 to 507 and encodes 168 amino acids. The transcript is spliced from 3 exons. Gene Ontology annotation, molecular function: nucleic acid binding.